AUGGUGGUGAAUGGUAGGUUACAGUGCCUUACAAGAAGAAGAUUGUAUAUGAAGGAACAAUUGGAGUGGGACUUAUUGUGUAUUGAGUUGGGGAUUGUCCAUAGCCUAAAUGCAAAUGAAGACACCGUGGAUGUUUUAGAUGGAUUUACGGUGAAGAAAUGUUAUGAAUUUCAAUUGGAUGAGGCUGAAGAUUGCGACUUCGUGAGGUUUUUAUGGAAGAAAAACAUUCCACACAAAGUGAGUUUCAUGCUUUGGGGAAAUUUUCAUGAUUCCUUGCCAUCUUAUAGCAUGUCAAAACAUAGAAAUGUGAUUGUGCAAGAUGAUAAGUGUUUGUUCUGUAAAAGGGAGGAAGAAACUAGUGAUCACUUUUUGUUGUGUUGCCAAUAUGCUUUUGAAGUUUGGUCGCAUUUCUUUAAUGCGUUCAAGAUUUGUUGGGUUGCUCCUAAUACUGUGAAGAAACAUUUUGAGGCUUGGAAACUCAAUAAUCUUAUAGGAAAAUGUAGGGAGAUUUGGUGGAAGGUGAUUUAUGCUGUUUUUUGGUACCUUUGGAAGGAAAGGAACAACAGGUCUUUUGGUGGUAGGGAUAUGGAAGUUGAGGAACUUAUUUUGCUUAUAAAGCAGACUAUUUUUCUUUGGUUUUUGGAUAAGGAUGCGUUUUAA
Messenger RNA from Papaver somniferum (opium poppy), 660 nucleotides. RefSeq lists its product as uncharacterized. Lineage: Eukaryota; Viridiplantae; Streptophyta; Magnoliopsida; Ranunculales; Papaveraceae. The coding region runs from base 1 to 660 and encodes 219 amino acids. The record is from RefSeq and is a predicted model, not a curated record. The transcript has a single exon.